Torulaspora globosa is the source of this 1278-nucleotide messenger RNA. RefSeq names its product protein farnesyltransferase (gene RAM1). The record is from RefSeq and is a predicted model, not a curated record. Lineage: Eukaryota; Fungi; Ascomycota; Saccharomycetes; Saccharomycetales; Saccharomycetaceae. The transcript has a single exon. Gene Ontology annotation, biological process: protein farnesylation. The coding region runs from base 1 to 1278 and encodes 425 amino acids. Gene Ontology annotation, cellular component: protein farnesyltransferase complex. Gene Ontology annotation, molecular function: protein farnesyltransferase activity.
AUGGUGAAUCCAGCAGCCAGAGUGAAGUUUGUAAGGAAGAACCUCCUGGGAAGGAAGAGGGAGCCCACGGUUAGAGUGGUAUCAGCAGAGGAGGGGCAAGAUCAAGAGGGAGAAGAAGAAGAUAUUGUUUCUAUCAUGAAGGAGAUAGAGACAGACACGACGAUUGCUAGGGAUGAAGUGAUAGCUAAAUGUCAGUCCCUAUACAGGGAGGCUCAGGGUGAGCCGGAGCUUGAUCGCGAACAACUGAAGAGGUAUCUCGAUUCUGCGUUCUCUAAUGACUUUCCUCCGCAAAUGGUAGCACUAGAUGCCUCCCAACCGUGGAUCCUAUACUGGACUGCUAACUCUCUGAAGCUGCUGGACGAAGGCUAUCUAAGCGACCGCUGCAAGCGUCGCAUCUGUGAGAAGCUAUUUGCCAUCUCAGAGUCGGGUGGUCCUUUCGGAGGUGGCGUAGGCCAAUUACCUCAUCUGGCUAGCACCUACGCAGCGGUGAGUGCCUUGGCUUUGUGCGACAACGUGGAAGGAUACUGGGAUCGCAUCAACGAGAAGGCAAUCUACGAUUGGCUGUUAUCGCUGAAGCAGCCGGACGGUGGGUUCAGGACAUGCCGGGGGGUAGGAGAAACAGAUACGAGAGGCGUUUACUGCGCUCUGAGUAUAGCAUCGCUGCUCAACAUAUUGACUGACGAGCUAUGUGAAGGGGUCGCCAACUUCUUGGUGCGCUGCCAGACCUAUGAAGGCGGAUUUGGCGGGUGCCCGCACGGGGAUGAAGCUCACGGUGGUUACACUUUCUGUUCCGUGGCCAGUCUAGCGAUUCUCGGCGAAUUGGACAAAAUUGACCUGUCGAGUCUUAUGCAGUGGUGCAGUCAAAAGCAAUAUGAACCCGAGAAGGGUCUUUCGGGGAGAACAAAUAAGCUGGUUGAUGGUUGCUACAGCUUUUGGGUUGGUGGCGCGGCUGCCAUACUCGAGCUGUACGGUCAUGGCGAAUGCAUCGACAAGCUUGCCUUGAGGAAGUAUAUCCUAUACUGCUGUCAAAGCGGUGCUCGGCCCGGGCUGCGCGACAAGCCUGGUACUCACCCAGACCUCUACCAUACGAAUUAUGUGCUCUUGGGCCUAGCGAUUACGGAAAAUCUUCUUGGAUUUUCCUCAGAUAGGCAGCUUAAUCCAGCCAUCAAGCCAAUUCCUAUUUCCGUGCCUUCCAGGUUAUCUAGCAUCAAUCCAAUCUAUGGACUUCCAGUCAAGGAUUUUGAGAAAUUUACUCAGCAUUUCAGAUACGAAGACUAG